Messenger RNA from Durusdinium trenchii, 840 nucleotides. Lineage: Eukaryota; Dinophyceae; Suessiales; Symbiodiniaceae. The record is from the annotation of a GenBank genome assembly.
AUGCCACUUGGACCGGCCUUCCUUCGCACGGAGCUCAUGCCCAACUGGGCCCGGUGGGCACGGCGGCCCCUGGGAAUGGCACUGCUGGGGCUUUGCAGUUUCAGCCAGAAGCCUUUCCUCUCCGCUGCCGCUGGCGCUGGUGCUUCUCUUCCGUUGGAGGAGCUCUGCCGUUUGCACCUGCGCUUCGGCGGCGAUGCUUCAGUUUGGGAGAACAAUCCCAUGCCACAGCGGGCGUCAAGUGGAGGGACCAUUUCAGCAUUGAGUGUCCAGAUCCCUGCCCUGGAACGAUUGCAACCGUUCCUCAGGCGUCCGAAGGCGCAGAUCUUCGACUUGGGCUUUGGCAGCGGUGUCAUGGCCGCCAUGUGCCUUGCGGCCAGCGAGGCCGGUGCCACCGUAGUCGGUGUGGACCUGGCAGAUAAGGUGUCGGUGGCCACACGGAACAUGCUUUUGAAGGAUGGCCCAUUUACGCCCUUCAAUGAAGAGCAGUUUUCUUUCCUGGGCGGCGAUGCCUUUGAGUAUCUCAAGAGGUGGAAGGCCGAAGGGAAGACCUUCGACGUCGUCUACGCUGGGUGCUCCUUCGACCCCAACACUGAGCAACUGAAGCUCUUUUUGGGACAGAUGAAGCCUGAUGGUGCGGCAGUCUUCAACUUGGGCAACCUAGGAAUGCAAGGAAUGUACUUUGUCGCAGACAAGGGAAAGACCUGUGAGCUUUUAAUGCGAGUGAACUUCAUGAUGGCCGAAAGUCCUUUGACACCACGAGGAAAAGAAUCGAUUCCUUUGGAUCCUUUGAGGCUGGGCCAAUGGAUCAGAGAAAACGUUUUUGCCGACAAAGAGCUGUGA